Messenger RNA from Drosophila ficusphila, 2869 nucleotides. It is a transcript of the gene Sgsh, whose product is annotated as N-sulphoglucosamine sulphohydrolase. Gene Ontology annotation, molecular function: arylsulfatase activity. The record is from RefSeq and is a predicted model, not a curated record. The transcript has a single exon. The coding region runs from base 72 to 1646 and encodes 524 amino acids. Lineage: Eukaryota; Metazoa; Arthropoda; Insecta; Diptera; Drosophilidae.
CUUCCAGUGAAUCGUCUUGUUCCCCGGACUCUUCUAAAUUUUAUUUGGAUUUUAAACUGAAUUUAUAAGUAAUGCAGCUAAUCCUGUGGAUAGUUCCACUUUUAGCGAUUGGAGGCUGCUCUGCUGGCCCCCAAAAUGUGCUGCUUCUCCUGGCUGAUGAUGCCGGCUUCGAAUCGGGCGCGUAUCUGAACAAAUUCUGCCAGACUCCCAAUCUGGAUGCGUUGGCCAAACGCGGCUUGCUGUUCAACAAUGCCUUCACUUCGGUGAGCAGCUGCAGUCCCAGUCGCUCGCAAUUGCUCACCGGAGAGGCCAGUCACUCGAGUGGAAUGUACGGCCUUCACCAGGGAGUCCACAACUUCAACGUUUUGCCGGAGACGGGUUCACUGCCCAAUUUGUUGCGUGAUCAAAGUGGCGGUCGAAUCUUGAGCGGCAUCAUUGGCAAGAAACACGUUGGAGCUGCAUCCAAUUUCCGUUUCGAUUUCGAGCAGACGGAGGAGCAGCAUUCGAUUAACCAGAUCGGCAGGAACAUCACUCGGAUGAAGGAGUACGCCAGGCAGUUCCUGAAACAAGCCAAGGACGAGCAGAAGCCCUUCUUCCUGCUGGUCGGUUUCCAUGAUCCCCAUCGUUGUGGUCACAUCACCCCGCAGUUUGGGGAAUUCUGCGAACGUUGGGGCAGCGGCGAGGGGGGAAUGGGCAGCAUUCCCGACUGGAAGCCCAUCUACUACGACUGGCGGAACUUGGAGGUGCCCGCUUGGCUGCCGGAUACGGAUGUGGUGCGUCAGGAACUGGCUGCUCAGUACAUGACCAUCUCCAGGUUGGAUCAGGGAGUGGGUGUGAUGCUUAGGGAACUGGAGGCAGCAGGUCUUUCAGACGACACCCUCGUUAUCUACACCUCCGAUAAUGGACCUCCUUUCCCCGGAGGCAGAACCAAUCUCUACGAACAUGGAAUUCGCUCACCUCUUAUAAUUAGUUCGCCAAAAAAGGAGGAUCGCCGUCAUGAGACCUCAGCAGCAAUGGUUAGUCUUCUGGAUAUUUACCCAACAGUAUUGGACGCUCUCCAGAUUCCCAAACCUAAUGACACCAAGAUCGCUGGAAAGUCAAUUCUUCCCGUGCUUAAGGAAGAACCUUCUAUUAAAGAGAGCGAUUCUGUGUUCGGCAGCCACAAUUAUCACGAAGUAACCAUGGCCUAUCCCAUGAGGAUGGUGCGGAACAGGCGCUAUAAGCUCAUCCACAACAUCAACUACUGGGCCGACUUUCCCAUCGACCAGGACUUCUACACCUCACCCACCUUCCAGCAAAUACUGAACGCCACAAUUCACAAGCAGCCCCUUCCAUGGUACCGAUCCCUAUUGCAAUACUACCAAAGACCUGAAUGGGAGUUGUACGAUAUCAAGGCGGAUCCCUUGGAAAGAUCUAAUCUGGCAGAGAAGGACAAGUUCAGUGGCACCCUCAAGCAGCUUAAACAGCAACUGUUCGACUGGCAGGUGGCCACCAAGGAUCCCUGGCGAUGUGCUCCGCAUGCAGUGCUCCAGGAGCAGGGCGUCUUCAAGGAUCAGCCUGUCUGUCUGACUUUGGGUCACGAGGCUCUGAACAGGCCCAGGCGCAAGAUCCUCAGCCAGUACGAGGAGUAUGUGGUCCUUUCCUAGACCUGACUAAGUAUUUGCGAGAUAGUGUUUGUUGUCUUAUCGCACCCACAACAAUAAAUACUCUUAAGUGCUGAUAACAAAAUAAUUCCGAUGUUUUCCACUUCACAAGCGAUUACGAUUCUAUACAACCACAUUUGAUUAAGCAUGCAGCAAAUUAAAAGGCUUUAUAAUAUCAGUUUUAAGUUUUAAGUAACAUUAAUCAAACAAUUUUUAAUACAAAAUAAACAGUAAUUACAAAAAUAAAGUGAAAUAAGUGGUAGUCGUUAAAAAUAUUAUUCUGACAUUAAUAUCCACAUUUUAAUAAAAAUGUAGGUAUACCUGCUCAUAAUACCUCAUCAUAAUUAUUAAAAUCACUUUCUUGUUAUCCAAACAAAUAACCAAAAUUUGUUUAUUUUGUUUAAAAUAUAUGAGCUUAUUAAUUAUUAUACUAUGUUUUUUCAAUGCCUCAUAAAAUAGUGGAAACUAUUUUCUUUAAAUACUUUGUAUCGAAAUUUAAACGGAAACUCCACAGGUUUCAGCUUUAAUUACAGAGAAACAAAUCAAUGUUUACAAAAGCAUAGGAACAACAAAUUUCAAAGCAAAUAUUAUAUAAACAACCAUUUUAUUUUGCGAUUCUAGCAUAGAUUCCUUAAAUCAAUUUCCUAGUUUACAAUAAAAACUAAGUCGUUAACAAAAGCAAACAGAUUCUGUGCUGUUUUGCUUUCACCUUCAGAAAUGGCAGAGAAUGAAAACGAAUUCCCCGAGCAGCAGCCUGAAAGGUUGCAUCAGCCCAGACUGACAAACACUCGUGUCCUGGCAGCAUGACCUCAGCCACUUUGGGGUGGCAGGAUGGGGUCCUUGGGGCGGAUGCUGCGUCACGUUUCAAUGUCAUGCCCACUGGGUGGCCGAUGCUGAGGGGAAGGAAGCGGUUGUUGCUGUUGCCUUGUGGGUGGGGCUAGCGCCCACUUUUCCGCUUCUGUGUCUGUGUGGAAAAUCGAAAAUUUCAAUGCUUCUCUGGUUUAUUGGUGGCGCCGCCUGCGAAUCCCCAAGCCCAUCGUCCUCAUCCCCAAUCAUCCCAGCACAAUGGCAUCCGAUUCCGAGUGAGUGUUACACAACAGGCAGCACGUUUUAAGGUCAGCUGAUGAAAUGUGAAAGAGUAAACGCACGUUGGAUUUUCUCAUUUAUGACUUUGAACGAAAGACACAUUAAAAAUUAAAUUUUAUUAUUUUGGUUUGCAUAAAUUA